AAUCAAGCAAGCAAGCAAGCAGCUCGAGCUCAAGCGCGUUGCCGGCGGUAGUACCACAGAGGUGCGGUUUCACAUCAAUUUGUGAUCGCGUUGACGCUGCAAGCCACCUGUGAGCGAUCGCGCGAACCGUAGAGCAGCAAGAGGCCUCACCUGUGGAGGAGGCGACUCUGGUGGUCUGGACCGCAGCCGCGCCGGCCAACCGCGGCCGAGGGCUCACACCGGAGGACGAUGGUCGUACCCGACAAUGUCGUGACAGCCGUGAACGAAGGCGACGUGAGCACGGUGGUUGCCUGGCUCGACGGGGGAGGCGACGUGAACGACACCGCCAGUCACAGCAGCCCGUUUUUUCCGGGCGACACCCUGUUGAUGGGUAUACCGCAGGCUGACGGGGUCAGCACUCAGCAUAUCGAGUUGGCCAAGAUAUUGCUACAGCGCGGCGGGGACGUGAAUUGUAUUCCCGACGAUGGCGAAGACGAAUACUCGGCUUUACACUGCUGCCUCGAUUGUUUGGCUCCGGCCUUGGCUAAAGCAGUGAUCCUGGAAAUCAUUGGGAUCUAUCUAGCAGCUGGCGCAUCUGUGAAUCACAAGAAUUGGGGGGGAGAGACUCCUCUCUACAUGGCACUGAAGUACAAAAAUUGGUACACUAACGACCGACGGCGGCCAGCUUUCGAUAGCGUAAAGCUAUUACUGCGAGCCGGGGCGUCACUCGAUGAUGUAUGUGGCUCAUUAACGGCCGAGGAUGUCCUGGAUGUGCGCGGACGAGGUUUCGACGAGCUUGCUAACGACGAGCACUAUAUCGCGUGUAAGCAGCUCGUCGCCGACCUGCGCGCCGCGGGGAGUUGGAAAAAUUAUGCGCGCGUGCCGCCGAAGGAGUUGCUACGCCUCCGGUCGCUCGUGGCUCGCGGCCGCGCCCGGAGCAUCAAGCGCCUCCGCGCGAAGACCCCGCGCGAACUCGAACUUCUUUUCGCGCCGACCUUCCCGAACGAGCUUUGCUGGCGAGUGCUCAAGUACUGGAACCCCCGCCACGAGGCUCUAAGAGCGCCGUCGGCGUCGAGCCACACUGGAAACAACCUCCGUAUCAGCUUCGAGCGGAUGCCGUCGCAAGCGGCUCUCGAGAACAUCGCGCUGUAGGGCAAACCCACUCCCUGUGUAAUGGCCUGUGAAAGAGUACUAGUAGAGCACGAUAACACAAUGACUUAGGAGGCG
Pelagomonas calceolata is the source of this 1206-nucleotide messenger RNA. The record is from the annotation of a GenBank genome assembly. Lineage: Eukaryota; Pelagophyceae; Pelagomonadales; Pelagomonadaceae.